Molecule: messenger RNA, 930 nt
Organism: Choloepus didactylus (southern two-toed sloth)
Lineage: Eukaryota; Metazoa; Chordata; Mammalia; Pilosa; Megalonychidae
Product: olfactory receptor 4P4-like
Exons: 1
Coding region: 1-930 (309 amino acids)
Biological process (GO): G protein-coupled receptor signaling pathway
Cellular component (GO): membrane
Molecular function (GO): olfactory receptor activity; G protein-coupled receptor activity
Source: RefSeq, a predicted model, not a curated record
AUGGAAAAUCAGAACAAUGUCACUGAAUUUGUCUUCUUGGGAUUGUGGAAGAAUAAGCAAAUAGAGCUGCUCUUCUGUUUCUUGUUCCUGCUCUGUUACUUGGCAAUCUUAAUGGGGAAUUUCAUCAUCUUGCUCACAAUCACCUGCAGCCAUCUAAUCAAAAAACCUAUGUACUACUUUCUCUGCCACCUUUCUAUCUUGGACCUCUUCUACACAUCCACUGUGGUUCCCCGACUAACCAGAGACUUAGCUGCAGAGAGAAAAAACAUCUCCUAUGGUAAUUGUAUGACCCAGCUCUUCACUGCCCACUUGCUGGCAGGUGUGGAAAUAUUCAUCUUGGUGUCCAUGGCUUUUGAUCGUUACAUUGCUAUCGUCAAGCCCCUGCACUACACGGUCAUCAUGAACCGACAGAGGUGCAACAUGCUGAUCAUGGUGGCCUGGGGUGUUGGUUUUUGGCACUCAAUUGCUCUACUGCUCAUGGUCCUCAAUUUACCUUUCUGUGGCCCUAAUCAGAUCAAUCACUACAUCUGUGAUGUGAAGCCUCUUUUGAAACUAGUCUGCAAAGAUAUCCACAUCGUUAGUAUCUUAACUGUUGUCAAUUCAGGAAUGGUGGUGGUUGUAGUUUUUCUUGUCCUUUUGGCUUCUUACAUGCUCAUACUGUACAAUCUUAGGACACACUCCUCUGCAGGGAGACGCAAAGCUCUCUCAACGUGUAGCUCUCACAUAAUGGUUGUAGGUUUGUUUUUUGUGCCCUGUAUCUAUACCUAUAUUCUUCCUGCUGGUAGUGAGAACAAGGACAAGGAAAUCUCUGUGUUUUACACUGUAAUUUCCCCCAUGCUGAAUCCUCUCAUCUAUACCCUGAGAAAUGUGGAGAUGAGAAUUGCCAUGCAAAAGUUAUGGUAUCAAAUGUCACAUUCAGAAUUAAAUUAA